AUGGACACAGAUCCAGAAAACACCCCGCCUGCCCCCGCGCUUCCGCCUAUGUAUGUCGGCGUCGACCCAAGGUUGCACUUCUCUGGGUUCGUCAAGGCAGGCAACGGAGCUAGCGGUACUGUGUUCUUCGCAAACAGAGUCCCAGCGCCGCAUCUUCCUGUCGCCUUGAAGAGGGUCUCCCCUAGCACGAAAGCGAAGAGUAAGGCUUUGGAGAAUGAGAUUCGAACUAUGCAUGUGCUGCGGCAUCCUAAUAUUGUCCAGUGCCACGAGGCGUACUCGUAUGAUGGUAGUGUGUGGAUUGUUAUGGAGGCCAUGGAUGUCGGCUGUCUCACACAUGUCUUGGACUUUCUGAGAGCGAAGGCCUACCUGUUGUCGGAGGAUCACAUUGCGUACAUUCUCAGGGAGACACUGUUGGGGCUGUGGACUAUGCAUUCGCACAGCAGGAUGCAUCGCGAUAUCAAAUCGGAUAACAUCCUCGUGUCGUCCGACGGUGAAAUCAAACUCGCCGAUUUUGAGUACACUGCCGUACUGACCGAGGACACGCCCAAGCGGAACACUGUCGUGGGGACCGCGUGGUGGAUGGCGCCGGAAACCGUGCGCAACUCGUACUACGACUACGGCGCCGACGUGUGGUCGAUCGGCAUUCUGUCGGUGGAGUGCGCGGAGUGGGUGCCGCCGCUGUUCGGCAUGGAGAGCAACAAAGCAAUGGAGGUCAUCCGCUCCGGCGCGACUAUCCAGGGCUUCAAGCGACCAGACAUGUGGAGUGUGGAGUUUGCGGAUUUUGUCAGGGGCUGUCUCACCAGGGACCGCGCGUUGAGAUACACAGUGCCCGACCUUUUGAGGCACCCGUUUUUGGACAAGGCGUGCACUAAGACGCAGAUCGCCAAUGUGUUUCGCGCAGUACGGGGGAUGAACCCCAUUGAAUCGAAUGAAUAG
Molecule: messenger RNA, 936 nt
Organism: Chondrus crispus (carragheen)
Lineage: Eukaryota; Rhodophyta; Florideophyceae; Gigartinales; Gigartinaceae
Product: Serine/threonine protein kinase
Exons: 1
Coding region: 1-936 (311 amino acids)
Biological process (GO): protein phosphorylation; intracellular signal transduction; regulation of MAPK cascade
Cellular component (GO): cytoplasm
Molecular function (GO): protein serine/threonine kinase activity; ATP binding
Source: RefSeq, a predicted model, not a curated record